UUCAUUCGCUACAUGUAGCUGUUUCUACCUGCAGUUUCACACAGACUCUUAAACCUGAUCGAGUUAAAGUAAUACCAGCAUUUGGAGAGGAUAAACUCACUGAUCCUGAGAUAAGGAACAUGAUGCCUGCAAGAGACUCCAGCAGUCAUCAAAUGACUAUUGGCAUUCUUAUUUUUGCGAUGAGACAAGAACCAGUGCAGACAGGCCUUAUUCACUUCUUAGUGCCCGGACAAAAUUUUACUCAAGUAAAUGUGCUCACAGCACACCAGCUCAAUCAUAAUCAAGAUGAACCACAUUACUGCACACAGUGUGGAAAGAGGUUCCUUUCCAGAAGUCAACUCCUUCGACAUCAGAGCAUCCACUCAGGAGAGAAGCCGUAUCAGUGCACACAGUGUGGAAAGAGUUUUACUCAUCAGAGCUCUCUCGACAUGCACCAACAUGUUCACGAAGAAAAGAAGCCAUAUCCAUGCUCACAUUGUGGCAAGAUUUUCAUUCGUGAACGUUGUCUCCUGCGACAUCAGCGUGUUCACGAAGAAGAGAAGCCAUGUCACUGUUCACGAUGUGGAAAGACUUUUACUCAGCAGAGUUCUUUCCGACACCACAUAUGCAUUCAGACUAAAAAGGAUCCGUAUCAGUGCUCACAAUGUGGAAAGAAUUUCCUUUCCGGAAAAUAUUUAAAACGGCAUGAACGCGUUCACACCGGAGAGAAGCUGUGUCGUUGCUCACAGUGUGGAAAGAGAUUUGCUCAGCGGAGUUCCCUCCUCCAACACCAGUGCAUUAAAACAGAAAAAAAGCCGCAUCAGUGCUCACAAUGUGAAAAGCGUUUCCUUUUCAGAUCUGCUCUCCAGCGGCAUCAACACGUUCACACUGGAGAGAAGCCGCAUCACUGCUCACAGUGUGGAAAGAGUUUUGUUCAGAAGCAAUCUCUCCAAAAACACAGAUGCAUUCAAACAGAAGAGAAGCCGCAUCGGUGCUCACAGUGUGGAAAGAUUUACAUUUACAAAGCUACUCUCCAGCGGCAUGAACGCAUUCACACACGAGAGAAGCCAUAUCAUAAGUGCUCGCAGUGUGGAAAGAGGUUUAUUUAUCGAAGUUCUCUCCGACAACACCACUGCAUUAACAAAGAAAAUAAGCCGUUUCACUGCUCAAAGUGUGGAAAGUGUUUCCAUAAUGGAAGUCUUCUUAAGCGCCACCUACCAGUACAUGCAAAACAGAAGCCGAAUCAGUGCUUAAAAUGUGGAAAGGUUUUCAGUUCCAAAUAUCUCCUGCAGUGCCAUGAGCAUGUUCACACGGGAGAGAAGCCGUAUUACUGCUCGCUUUGUGGCAAGAGUUUUACUCGAAAGAAUUAUCUCAAGGUCCAUCAGCGCAUUCACACUGGAGAAAAGCCUUACACAUGCACGCAAUGUGGAAAGUGUUUCAACGGACAAAGUACUCUCAAGGCACAUCAGCGCAUUCACACUGGAGAAAAACCCUAUGACUGCUCAGAGUGCGGGAAGAGUUUCAGGCAAAAGGGUGCUCUUCGAUAUCACAAGCGCAUUCACACCGGAGAGAGGCCUUACAUCUGCUCACAGUGUGGAAAGAGUUUUAUUCGCCAAGCUGCACUCAAUGUACACCAGCGCAUUCACACAGGAGUGAGACCUUAUCACUGCUCAGAGUGUGGGAAGAGUUUUAUUCGAUCAUAUGUGCUUACAAGACACCAGAUCAUCCACACAAAGAACAGCAAAAAUUAAUGGAGCUUACACUUGUCUUACAGAAGCUGCAUCAUUGCUGACAGUGUCGGCACGGAUUUACAGUAUAUAUUAAACAGAGGUUUACUUAAGUACUAUAAAUAAGUAAAUAAGCAAUUUAAAUGUUACUGAAGUGCAGUUUCAGCUGUAAUUCAAGGAGUUUAACCAAUAUAUUGUAUUAUGGUUUAGUCUUUUUUUUUUAACAGCCCCUCAAUUUUUAACAGAUUUAAAAGUAUCUAGACAUAGUAAUAAAAUCAUAGAUUAUAAAAGAAGCUCAGGGUGGUUGAGAUCAGGUGUCUGACUUUUCCCUUUUAGAACAUCAUUAUUAUUAUUAUUAUUAUCAGCAUUUGACUGAAUCUGAGCAGAAAGUGGAUUUAGUCUAUACACUCUACAAUUCAUUCUGCUGCUUCUAUCAGCAGCCACAUCACCAAUAAUACAGUCCCUCUGCAGCCAGAUACGCCAUUGCCAUAAAGCUACCUCCACCAUGUUUGUUGAUGAUGAUCAUGAUCGUUCAUUAUUCUGCUACAAGUUUGCCUUAUAUUAGAACUAUUUUUAGUUUUGUUAAGAUUUCCAAUUCCU
Messenger RNA from Clarias gariepinus (North African catfish), 2306 nucleotides. Its product is annotated as zinc finger protein 658B-like. The transcript has 2 exons. NCBI's taxonomy places the organism in Eukaryota, Metazoa, Chordata, Actinopteri, Siluriformes, Clariidae. The record is from RefSeq and is a predicted model, not a curated record. Bases 120 to 1730 code for a protein of 536 amino acids.